Messenger RNA from Theileria equi strain WA, 934 nucleotides. RefSeq lists its product as hypothetical. The transcript has a single exon. NCBI's taxonomy places the organism in Eukaryota, Apicomplexa, Aconoidasida, Piroplasmida, Theileriidae. Gene Ontology annotation, biological process: protein import into nucleus; COPII-coated vesicle budding. The record is from RefSeq and is a predicted model, not a curated record. Gene Ontology annotation, molecular function: protein binding; structural molecule activity. Gene Ontology annotation, cellular component: COPII vesicle coat; nuclear pore outer ring. Bases 44 to 934 code for a protein of 296 amino acids.
AAUUAAACUUUGUAGACUUUGAUUUUGCGCAGCUGUCCUCAAAAUGGCUGUCACAAGUCCGGAUUUGACACUCAACCUCAACCAGCUCCUGCCAAAGCCUCUACAAGUCCAGGAUCUGCAGUAUGACUACUACUCAAAGUACCUAGCAGCUGCGUGCCACUCUCAGACCGAGUCAAAGAUCGUAAUUCUAGUCAAGGAGGGACUAUCUCCCGAGUCAUGCAGCCUCAGCCCCGUGUCUAGCAUCACGACCAAAGCUGGGCCGCUCUUCGUCUCAUGGGCACCUCCAAACUUUGGGAAACUGCUGGUCUCAGUGCUGGCCGACAACACACUGGUCUACUACCACGGCCAGGCAUCUGGAAGUUGGACCACGCUGCAUGAAAAUGCAAAUGUAAUCAAGGCAAUCAGCUCUCUAUCGGCAGGGGAUCCGCACAAUGGCGACUUACUCGUGGCUCUCGGCUCCCUCACCGGAAAUGUGGCUGUGGUCUCCUCGAGAGAUGGUUACUCUGCAACAACCUUUUUUGCACAUCCAGGAGGCGUAAGAUGUGUUGCCUUUAACACCCCUGAAAGCGAGUCAUCUCUGCUACUAGCUUCCGGAGGAAUUGACGGCACCGUGAAAAUCUGGCACCCUGUGGAUGGCAAAUUCGAAUUGGUGCAAACUCUCGCACUGGAACAAAGCAAGGCAGUACAGCAAGUUGUCUCAAUAUGCUGGAGCAAAGAUGGCCAAUUGGCCGUAUCGACACUAGAAGGUGUAUGCAUUUUCAAGAAGGAAGAUGAGUGGGUACACAAGCAACACAUCAAACUAGACACUCCCGGUCACACCUCAUUCGUAACCUUUAGCAACGAUCGCAUCGUACUGCUCCAGGAAUCACAAACACAAGUCUACAAAAAGGACGAGGAUGGCGUAUUCCACCCCUUCACUAGCCUCUCGGGCUAA